Molecule: messenger RNA, 858 nt
Organism: Racocetra fulgida
Lineage: Eukaryota; Fungi; Glomeromycota; Glomeromycetes; Diversisporales; Gigasporaceae
Source: the annotation of a GenBank genome assembly
AUGGAGGAUGAUGAUGACGAAACUUUAGUCGGAAGUCCUCCAGGUACUUGUUGCCCAUCAUCUCCCGUUUUUGGUGCCACCGCAUCUCCUCCAUUACCUUUUGAUCUUCCUACUCCUCCUUCUUCUCCAUCUCACUCUCCGUCCAUUUACAUUAAACCGGCUCUAAAGAAACCCGUGGAACAUGAUCCAUUAAAAGAUCUCAUUUCUUACGCUUAUGAAAUGAUGUGGAUUAAUGCUAAAAAUCCUGAUAUCGAUUCAAAGUCUUUUGCUAAUUAUCGUUAUCCAAUUCCACAACCGAUUGAACCUAAACAAAAGAAAUCUAUUAGGUUUAGUCGUAAUUUGGAGCAAGUUCAUUAUACUCCUACGCAUUAUACUACUGUUCGUCCUCCUUCUCCUCCAAUGCGGCCUAUGCGGCGUAGGACUAGUAAUCCUUUCUCUUUAGAUCAAAAGCAUCCUGGAAAUUAUGAUCAAAUGUUUGCUUGGGCUAAAGAACAAGUUAAAAAUACUGGAAAAGUUAAUUUACCAUUUGCUAAAGAUGGUUCCUUUAUUGGUGGUCCCAUUCAAAAUGUUGAUGAUUUCGCUUUACCUCCACCAAUGAUCAAACCAACCCCACGUGGCAUUCCACGUCCUUCCCCUCCGAGAAGGAUGAUGGUCCCUCCUCCUCAUCAUCAUGUUAAUAAUCCUCGUAUGAUGGUGCCACGUAGUGCUAUUGAAGUUAAACGUAUUAAUAAUCAACAAAUGAGGGUUCCUGAAAUGAAUGAGUCCGGUGUUGUGGAGCGAUGUGUCAACAUUGCUUCUAAUGUUAAAGAUGUUGUGAGUUGGUGCGGUUCAAUGUUGUGGAACACUGCUGUGUUCUAA